Molecule: messenger RNA, 713 nt
Organism: Vitis riparia (riverbank grape)
Lineage: Eukaryota; Viridiplantae; Streptophyta; Magnoliopsida; Vitales; Vitaceae
Product: diphthamide biosynthesis protein 3-like
Exons: 1
Coding region: 196-453 (85 amino acids)
Biological process (GO): tRNA wobble uridine modification; protein histidyl modification to diphthamide
Cellular component (GO): nucleus; cytosol
Molecular function (GO): metal ion binding
Source: RefSeq, a predicted model, not a curated record
CUGAAUUUUUAUUCCCACGAAUCCCAGUUUUUUCCUAAUUGAAAUCAAAAUCAAACUUCGUGAUUUUAUCAACAGUCGCCAUUCUCAACAAAUAAACCCUAACUGGUUCUCCUCGAAGAAAACCCUAACGCAGACGCCCAAAAACCUGAAGUUCUCUAACGCGAAUCGCCUGUAACCCUAGGCAAUUUCAAAACGAUGUCGUACGACGAUGUGGAGAUCGAAGACAUGGAGUGGAACGAGGAGCUUCAAGCCUUCACCUACCCAUGUCCGUGCGGAGACCUCUUUCAGAUUACCAAGGAUGAGCUCAGAAUGGGCGAGGAGAUCGCUCGUUGCCCUAGCUGUUCUCUCUUCAUCACCGUCAUUUACAACAUGGAAGACUUCGCUGGCGGUUCGGAUCCCAAGACGAAGAAGGGUCUCGAGCCUUCGAAACAGCAGCCGGUUGCUGUUGCCUAAGAAUUCUGGUGCCGAUUUAUAUCUAUGUAUAUCGUUUUUGAUGAGUUCUAUUUUUUGAGGGUUUUUUUAAUCAUCUUAAAUUGUGGUUUUGAGGAAUUAUGCGAAUCACAUUAGAUUUUGGUUUGAGGGAUUAUGCGACUGUCUUUGCUUUGUUUAAUCGGCUUGUAAUCGCCGCAAUUUUGUGGAAUUAAGAGGUGAAUUAGUCGGAAUUCAACUAUUUAUGGUAGUUGCGAUGUUUGAUUGGCUGGUCACUGUCCUUA